AUGCGCAUACCAGCAACGGAUCAGUCUCCACUGUUCCAGCUCUCCGCCAUGCUCCCUCCAUCUUCUCCCCUCUCCCCAUCUCAUCCCCACUCCCCGUCAUCUUCUCCGUCAUCCCCCUCCCCCUUCCCUUCCUCCUCCGUUAACCCUCCCCCUUCCGCCUCCCCGUCCCCCUUCUGGCGCAUGCCCCUCUCCCCCUCCCGCGUUUACCUUAUUGAUUCACCCGCCUCCUUCCGGGCGGCAAGGGUUGACGUUAUCCUGUCCAAGGCAAUCAUGCAGCAGACGUACAGCUUGCAAUCGAUGGACAGCUGGCAGCAGGCAGACAGGUGGCAGGGGGCGGACGGGUGGGAGGAGGUGGUGCUGCUGCUGGACCUGCUGUCUCUCCCGCCCUGCCUGUACGCCCCCCCUCUCCGCGCCAUGCUGCGCGCCCCGCACACCCUCAAGCUUGGCUUUGCCUUUUCAGACGACCUCGAGUUCCUCCACCAAUCCCUCCCCUUGUACCACCGCUCCCUCUCCUCCCACCACCACUCCCUCCCCCCACAUCAUCACUCCCUCCCCUCACACCACCAAUCACCCCUCCCGCCUUCAUGCCACGAGCACCCGUCCCUCGACUGCUUCCAUCACGUGUCGCCCUUCAUAGACGUGGGCGCGGCCUACCACGCCAUUCGCCGCGCCCGCCUACACCUCAAGCGAGACAACCUGCUCUCCCUCCUCACCACCACCGCCCCUCCCGGCUCCCUCGCCAGCAGAUCAGUGCUGCCGCCCGCGUCUGGGCUGUCAGCGCUGGCGCAGGUGCUGCUGGGGGCGCCGCUAGACAAAGAAUUGCAGUGCAGUGACUGGGAGCAGCGGCCGCUGUCACGCCACCAGCUGCACUAUGCUGCUGCUGAUGCCCUCUGCCUUAUUCACAUGGCGCUCGCACUUCUCCCCCUCGCUCUGCGCCCCCACGCCCUCUCUGCCCAUGCCCUUUCCGCAAAUGGAAAGGGGCAGGUUGGACUAGCAGCAGUACAUGGAGGCCCAUCCACGUCACCAUCCCUGAAACUAAUAGAGUGGGCAGAGAGGGAGGGCCGUGUGCUUCUAACGAGGGACGUGAAGCUCUUCCAGCGCCGCCUGCUGCCGCCCACCCACAUGCACCUCAUUAGAAGCACCGACAAGCGCGAGCAGCUCCGCGAGGUGCAAAGGAGGAUCGCGUGGAGGCAGAUCUGCACCAAGGAAGCUACCAAGGAUCCGUUGAAGGAAGUCACCAAGUCGUCUAUCAAUGCACCGUUGAAGCACCUGCCACGGAGGAGAUGA
Messenger RNA from Closterium sp. Naga37s-1, 1287 nucleotides. The record is from the annotation of a GenBank genome assembly. NCBI's taxonomy places the organism in Eukaryota, Viridiplantae, Streptophyta, Zygnematophyceae, Desmidiales, Closteriaceae.